Molecule: messenger RNA, 4137 nt
Organism: Brachypodium distachyon (stiff brome)
Lineage: Eukaryota; Viridiplantae; Streptophyta; Magnoliopsida; Poales; Poaceae
Exons: 2
Coding region: 84-1232 (382 amino acids)
Biological process (GO): regulation of DNA-templated transcription; chloroplast organization
Cellular component (GO): chloroplast
Molecular function (GO): double-stranded DNA binding
Source: RefSeq, a predicted model, not a curated record
CCAAGUCACAUUUCAGAAGAGCCCUUUCCCCACCCCAAGCAAGUUUCCCUCGAACCGGAAAUCUCUCCGGCGCCACCGCCGCCAUGCUCCGCCUCCGAAGCUGCAUCCUCUCCGGCAUCGUCUCUUCUCCCUCCACCUCUCUCCACCGCCUCCUCGCCGCCGCCGCGCCCGCCGUCCCCACAAGCCCCGCCUUCGCCGUCGAGGACUACCUGGUCGAAACCUGCGGCCUCACCCGACCCCAAGCCCUCAAGGCCUCCGCGAAGCUCUCCCACCUCAAGUCCCCAGCCAAUCCCGACGCCGUCCUCGCCUUCUUCGCUGGCCUCGGCCUCUCCAGCGCCGACGUUGCCGCCGCCGUCGUCAACGAUCCGAAGUUGCUCUGCGCUUCCGUAAAGAGAACACUGGGCCCUAACGUCGUUGGACUCACCGGCCUCGGUCUGUCGAAUUCUGAGAUCGCCCGCCUGGCGUCUUUGUCCUAUGGCAUAUUUCGCUGUAGAUCCAUCGUCCCCAGGCUGCAGUACUAUCUGCCCCUCUUCGGCUCCUGCGAGAACUUCCUCCGGGGGCUCGAGCGCAGGUCUUUCUACAUUCUGAAUGUCAACAUAGAGAGGGUAGUCAAGCCCAAUGUAGCGUUCCUGCGGCAGUGUGGGCUAGGUAGUUGUGAUCUUGCCAAGCUGUUUACCCGUGUUCCGGUGAUGCUCACCUCCAACCCGGAGCGUGUCCAGGCAAAGGCGGCGUGUGUUGAAGAUCUACUACAUGUGCCCCGUGGCUCUGGGAUGUUCACUCAAGCGCUUCAGGCUGUCGCAUACUACAGCAAGGAAACGAUUGCCGCCACAUUGGAGUACCUGGUGAAAACAUUCAGGUGGUCGGAUGGUGAGGUCGGCAUUGCUUUGUCUAAGGCUCUGUCAUUGCUGGCGCGUUCCAAGGACAUGCUGCUGCGCAGAUCAGAGUUCCUGAUAUCCAAUGUGGGGUUGGAAUCGUCAUACAUUGCUCAUCGGCCAGUAAUGCUCACUUACAGCCUGGAGGGUCGGCUCAGACCCCGGUACUAUGUUUUAAAGUUUCUGAAGGCAAAUGGAUUGCUAGAUCGCGAUAGGGACUACUAUAAUACAGUCGUGGUCACCGAGAAGGUAUUCGCGGAGAAGUUCCUACGCCCUCACAAGGAAGCUGCGCCACACCUUGCCGAAGACUAUGCGGCUGCUUGCAGAGGGGAAGUGCCGAAUAACUUCAGAUUUAGAUGAACCAAGAAUGGGCUAUGCAAAAUGGUAACUGCGAUGGCACAACAGAAUUUUCACUGUGCCUUGUAAGCUGGUAAUUCUUGUUUCAGUGUUCUUUGCCAAAUUGGAUGUUGGUUGUCUGCUAUAGUAGGAAUGCACAGACCAAGAGGUAGAGGAAGGAUCUACAGCAUGCUCUCUGGCCCUGGCAGCAAUACACAAGGCAGCAACACAGAGGAAUGUGCUCAAACAAGUGUUCUAGUUGAGGAAGGAGGGGAGACCGGGAGAGCAAUACCCAACAAUCUGCCGUUCAUAAUUAAGAGAAGUGUGGAUGUGUGAAGAUUCUUCUUUUGCACGACCUGGAAUGAUGGUUGUGUAAAGUGUUGAUGUCCGAUGGUUAUGUUACAAAGUCUGCACUUUUUAGGAUUUUGUUUGGCCUAAAAACCUGCUGUUAUGAUCCAAUGAGAAACCUGAUGCUGUUCAUAUGUUAUGAAACUCAUGCUUCAGUUCAUGUCAAUUUUUGUGUGGCUGAAAUUAUUAUGGUAUGUUGCACCGAUUACUAAUGUUGUUCUAUUGAUUUGCACUCAGUUGAUAUCAAUAUGCCCAGGAUGGUUUGUGCCAAUAAAUGUUAUGCCUUUGUUUGGCCUAUAUAUUAUUUCUUAAUAAAUCUAGUGAAUAGUGAUGGCCUCUAUUUUUUUUGCUUUUGACACUUUUUUUGAGCUUGGAGUGAUGCCCAUGAUGAUGGCGUAAUAAUAGAAGCGGGCCUUCAACUUCUACUGUUGCAACACCGUCGAUGCCAAGAAGCUUAGGGAGAUUGGCCUCAUCGUCUACUCGAUCGGCAAGCCGCUUGGUUGCAUUGGCUCGCUGUGGACAUGCUCAAGGGCCGCGACCUGCGACUCUGCGGCGGUUGUGUGAUGCUGUGCUCCAGCAAAUAGGAUGGCUCCGCUGAAUUUGGCUAGGUGAUGUUGCUCUGGCCUUUUGUUCUGCUUGCUCAGAUUCGUAGACUGGUGACAUUUGGGUAUAAUUUAGUGGCUUCUGUUUUUAGAUUGUGAUAGAAAACUAGAAAGUAAGAACAAAUUGAGUUUUUUUGUGCAACUGCUUGCAAUUUCAGUGUCCUUUGAAAUUGGAAUUGUGUGUGUGAUAAGAACUUCUGCGCGCCCUGUGUUUUGUAAUAGUCUGCUCUCUGUAUUUCAGGCAGAAGAGCAAUUUUUGUCAAGGUUAUUAGGUUUUGAUAAUUUUGGAGGCCUAUUCUUGUCGAUACCUAUCCAAAUUUUAUUUCGGUUUUGUUUCCUCAUCUCGUAGUGUCACACGGUUGCAUGUUUGUGAUGGAAAGGUGCACUUCCCAUGUGUUUGUUAAUUACCUGAUGUGCAUUUUCUGAUCUUAAUGGGCAUGCGGCUGUUCAUCCAUGUCAGCCUACUCCCUGGAGAAUUUCAGAGUUCAUUGUGCCAAAGAUUGACUAGGUUGGUGUUCACUGUUCACAAUGACUGAUUGCUUAUGUUUAGGUGUAGUAUUCUAGUCGCAGCCACCUCGGUUUUUUUAUAAGAGCCAACCACCUUGUUUAUCCAACAAAAGGGAUGAACUCCAACAACUUCUAGUAUGUACUUCUACUUUGCUGUGAUACACAAUGCUGAAAGGUUCUAGGAGUAUUCGUAGUUUUCUCCAAUGCUUAAUGUAUAUAUGUUUACCUGAGCGCUUAUAGUAUCUUCUACAAGACCACAAAUUUCUUCAGUGAUGGAAGGGAAACAUUUGUGACGAGCAUUGCAAGCUUAUCAGUGAACCAAUCUGUUGUAGGCUGACAGGCAGGAGCUGAUGGUGGACACUGGCAAGUACAUCUACUCCUUGUUUGUGUUGAAAUAGCAAGAAAUUUCAGACCUGAAUUGAAUGAUAAAAGAUUGGAAAUAGUAUACUAGACAAGAAGGCCACUAGUACAAACCUCGGAGCAUGAGUUAUUUUGCCUGUCUCUGUAACAAGAUUGAAUUACAAAAGACCACCACCUUACAACCGUUAGGUGCACGUGACCACCAGUUUUUUUUUUCUAAGACCAACUGUUUCUCAGGCAGACGGACGCAGGGUGCACCGAUCUCUCCUUCUAUGGCAUUUUGACGGGAAAACUGUCAUGUGGGCCCACUCAUCAGGCCACGUGGCGGAGACGGUGCUAACGCCCGUUACCGCCAGCCCCGACCAGGUAGAUUGAAGUUGAUCCCCUUAUCCGGUCCGGUCCGACCCAAUUGAAGACUGUUGCAGCUAAACCAGAGGAAGAAAAAUUGAAGAAGACAGAGAUUUUUGUGUCUGAACACAUCUGCAUCCCAGUACACAGAAUUGGGUCGGACCAGACCAUAGGAAGCUGCGCCACACCUUGCUGAAGACUGAGGGCGCUUGCAGAGGGAAAGUGCUGACAAAUUUCAUAUUUACAUGAACCAAGAAUGGACUAUGAAAAUUGGUAACCGGGAUGGCACAACAGAAUUGUCACUCUGCCUUGUAAGCUGUGCUACAAUACUAGUAAACUUAGUGGGUCGAGCUCAUAUUGAAGGGCUACUCAUCAGCGACCGCACCACGGCUGCAUGAUCCUGGAGGGGUCCCUCCAAUCUAUGGUGGGUUCUCUUCAGUCUGUUGCCUGCAUAGCAGACGUAGAGGAGGUAAAAUAAGGAUGUACAGCCUGCUCUUUGGCCCUGGCUAAAAUGCACAAGGCAGCAACACAGAGUGUGCUCAAACAAGUGUGGUGGUUGAUGAAGGAGGGGAGAGCAACACCCAACAAUCUGCAGUCCAUAAUUAAGGGAAGCGUGGAUGUGUGAAGAUUCUACUCUAGGAAAACCUGGAAUGGUGGUUGUGUGAAGUGUUUAUGUGAGAUGGUUAGGUUACUAAGUCUUCACUUUUGGUUAGGAAAACCUGCUGUAAUGAUCCCCUUGGAUGAGAAACCUGUUGCAUUUGUUA